AUGUCAAAGAAGCACGAGUAUAUUGCCAAGAUCCGCUACAGGAAUGACUUACCAGCUCCAUUGCUCCCUCCCAAGCUUCUGAAGUACCAAGGGCCACCUAAUGAAGAGGUUGAUUCUCCACAGCUUAUCACCUCGCUUUACGCAAAGUCAAAUGUUACACCACUGAUUAAGCUAAAUGACGAUCUUAGCAUGCCACUAGAUCUAACAAAAAUACCUGGGGUACUUGACCAUAAGGACACAAAGCUCUUGCAUGGUUUCGAGAACAUUAAGCUACAUCCCGAAGACAGGGUUCUCUUAAGAGAUCCUCGGAUGGACAGGCUUACUAAGACGGAUACGUCUAAAGUCACGUUUUUGAGAAGAACUGAAUACGUUUCUUCGUCCAGCGCCCCUAAGCCAUCGAACAGGAAGAGACCGGUCUCUGAAGCGAUUGACCCAGAUGAUGAAAUUCUAACGCCCGCACAGCGCGUCAAGAGAGUGGAAAGCACAUUUGACAGCGUGACUGACGACUUGUCUAAAGUGAAGCACCCAUUCAAAAAGAACGUACACGCCGUUAAGGCUUGGGAGCUGCUUCCGGACACAGUCUCCAUGGAUCAAACAUUUUUUACCAUCAGGCUCGUGGGCUCGGCUGCCCUUGAUAAAGCAGAGAAGGAACAGUUGGCGCUCUCCACUGCGCUCUUCAGGCCUGUUGAGCUGGAAGAAGACGAGUGGGUCUCCUUAUACACGACAGAGAAGAACAGCUCCGAAGAAUACGAGAAAAAUCUGGAGCAGCAAAUCGAUGAGAUUACUGACGACGAUCGUGUGUACAAAUUCAAACGCCUAAGAGACUUCGACAUGAAGCAGCUGCAGCCUGCUGGAAGCGGGCUGUUUAGCGAAUUGGCUUUAAGGUUCAACAACGAUAAAAAGACCAUUUACUAUACACCUCUGCGCUCAAGGAUUGAAUUGAGGAGGCGGCGUGUCAAUGAUGUUAUCAAGCCUUUGGUGCGUGAAAACAACCUUGAUCAAAUCAACAUAAAGAUCAAAAAUCCAACUACGCAGGAGACGAGAAUCAGAGACAAAAUCAGAAUGAAAUUUGACCCUAUCGACUUUCCCAACAUAGAAGAUGAAAUCGAUGAUGAGGCGCCACAGGAAGAACAAGUUACCAAAGUUUCUGAGGCAGCCUCUCAGGACGCCCAGCAGGGCUCUCAAGAUGUCGAUGCUGAAAAAUAA
Lachancea thermotolerans CBS 6340 is the source of this 1206-nucleotide messenger RNA. RefSeq names its product Paf1p (gene PAF1). Gene Ontology annotation, molecular function: chromatin binding; RNA polymerase II complex binding. The coding region runs from base 1 to 1206 and encodes 401 amino acids. NCBI's taxonomy places the organism in Eukaryota, Fungi, Ascomycota, Saccharomycetes, Saccharomycetales, Saccharomycetaceae. The transcript has a single exon. Gene Ontology annotation, biological process: transcription elongation by RNA polymerase II. Gene Ontology annotation, cellular component: Cdc73/Paf1 complex. The record is from RefSeq and is a predicted model, not a curated record.